AUGACAACAUUUACACCUAGAAUGACAUCUGCUUUGGUAGAUACACUUCCACCACUUCCACCUUCAACUUCUCAAAAUAUACCUCUACAAGUCAGUUCUAAUGAAAUGUGUUCUGUUCAUGUGGAAUUGGAGAAAUCAUAUUUUGUCAAUGGUGAAACAAUCAAUGGUACCGUUCAUUUGACUCUUUAUCAGAGACAGUUUUUGCAUACCAUACAGAUACAUCUGGGUGGUUUCGAAAAGAUCUAUAUUCAAUCGAUGCUCAACAGUGACCAACACAACCAUCUGAAUCUACAUAACAACAAUCAUAUUAUACCGUUUUACUCAGAGUCACGUCUUAUAUUCCCAUCAUCACCACAACAACAACAAGCCAACACUUCUCAUGCCGACGUCGGCAUACCGGCAACCUCAUCAACAACAUCCACCUCCUAUUCACCAACUGGAUCUGCUUCCAAGUUAUCUGCACCUCUAGGUUCAUCAUCUUCAUCGAUUCCAUCAUCAUCUUCAUCUUCAUCAUCUUCGUCAAAUAACAAUUUACCAAAUGGUAGUAAUAAUAGUAAUAGUAAUAAUCCACAUACUGCAUAUAGAUAUACUGCUCCAACAACUACAACCAGUACGAAUGGCGGUGGAGGAAGUGGAGGCGGUGGCGGCGGUGGUGGAGGUAGUGGCGGUCUAAGUAGUAGCCAGACUAUUAUGAGUCCAGUGCUGCUGCGUUCUAAUGACGCCAAGGAGCUGGAGCCGGGAACCUAUCACUAUUCUUUCAGUAUCCAACUGCCGCGCUAUUUGGCACCCUCGCUAAACUACAUCGACUUCCUCUCGAUCUUUUACAUUGCAAAGUGUGUGAUUGAAUACUCAAAGGGUCGCGAAUGGCAAGAGACCUCGAUUGCGCGUUCCACAGAGUUCUUUGUGCACGGUGUUGGCAACUCACAGCUGACGCGUCUCAUGAUGCAGCGACGAUUUGUAGACGCGCGUGUUUCUCGCUUCCUCUGGACCAACAAGUCACGUCCCAUCGAAAUGGCGAUCUUCCUCAUGCUGCCUGGUUCUGCCAACAAGCAGCCGUUGGCAUCGACCAAGAUGUUGACCGCCAACUUUGACAUUCGAAACAGUCGCGUCAAAGACAACGAUGUCUCAUCCGCUCAAUUCCAAGUGACCAUUCCGCAGAUGGUUGGCGACGACGUUGUCUAUCCGUCGACGCGCGGAUGCAUCUCACGUAUCAAACACUACUUUAAGGUAUCGAUUCCAUCGGUAAAGGUUGAAACCAUUAUCAAAUUCAAUUUGCACGGUCGACUGGUCGGCGAAGAGCAGAUGUUGUCGCCGCGCGCAUCGCAACCCAUCGACUGGCAAGUCAGCUGGAUGCCAACCUGGGUCAAGCAAGAAGACAAGUCUGUCAAGUGCACACUGUGUGCCGAGCAAUUCAACAUCAUCAUUCGUAAGCACCAUUGUCGCUCCUGUGGCAAUGUAUUCUGUGGCAAGUGCGCAUCCAGCAAACUCUACCUGAAAAAGUUUGGUGUCAACGAGCGUGUUCGUGUCUGUGCACUCUGCCACGACGAUAUUGUCGCAGCCGAAGAGCGUGACGAACUCAACACACCAAAGAAGCGAUAUCAACCACAUCUCGUCGAGUACAACAAGAGCAGCAACGGUAGUAACUCGAGUAGCAGCAACAGCAGUCAGAGCAACAGUUUAAAUAAUAGUACAGAUUAA
Molecule: messenger RNA, 1698 nt
Organism: Heterostelium album PN500
Lineage: Eukaryota; Evosea; Eumycetozoa; Acytosteliales; Acytosteliaceae
Gene: adcD
Product: FYVE-type zinc finger-containing protein
Exons: 3
Coding region: 1-1698 (565 amino acids)
Molecular function (GO): metal ion binding
Source: RefSeq, a predicted model, not a curated record